AUGGCUUCAGAGGGCAAAACCCAAGAAGAGCUUCACGUUCUUCUAGUGGCUUUUUCAGCCCAAGGUCACAUCAACCCUUUGCUCAGGCUAGGCAAAACCCUACUAACCAGAGGCCUCCACGUCACCCUAGCCACCACCGAAUUAGUUUACCACCGCGUAUUCAAAUCCUCCGCCGCAGACGCCGACACUGCCACCAUCCCUGCUUCUGUCACCACCAAUGGAAUCCAAGUCAUUUUCUUCGCGGACGGCUUUGGAAACGGCAAAAACAAGGUCACCCCCGACUCAUACAUGGAACUUGUAGGAAAAUUCGGACCCAUUAACCUUUCCAACGUCAUAAAAGAUCACUUCCUUGACACUUCCAAAAGACUAGCUUGCAUCAUCAACAACCCCUUUGUCCCAUGGGUUGCAGAUGUAGCUGCCAACUACAACAUCCCUUGUGCAUGUCUCUGGAUCCAACCCUGCGCUCUCUACGCCAUAUACUACCGUUUCUACAACAACUUAAACCAAUUCCCCACUCUCGAAGAACCUUCCAUAAGUGUCAAGUUACCCGGUCUUCCAUCACUACAACCCCAAGACCUUCCUUCUUUUGUUCUCCCAUCAAACCCUUUUGGAAGUAUGUCCAAGGUGUUGGCCCAGAUGUUCCAACACAUGAAAAAACUGAAGUGGAUACUCGCAAACUCCUUCGACGAGUUGGAGAAAGAGGUAAUGGAUUCCAUGGCUCAGUUAUGCCCUAUAACAACGGUGGGUCCACUAGUCCCUCCCUCGUUACUUGGACAAGACGAAAACGAAGACGUGGGAAUCGAAAUGUGGAAGCCACAGGAUUCGUGCAUGGAGUGGCUCAACCACCAACCUCCUUCUUCGGUUAUAUACGUCUCGUUUGGGAGCAUCAUUGUGUUAACCGCCAAGCAAUUGGAGAGCUUAGCGAAGGCUUUGAAGAACAGUAAAAAAGCUUUUCUUUGGGUGAUUAAGAAUAAAGAAGAAGAAGAAGCGGUCCCUCUGCCAGAAGGGUUUGUUGAAGAGAGCAAAGAACAAGGCAUGGUGGUGCCGUGGUGCCCGCAAACGAAGGUGCUGAGUCACCCUGCUAUUGCAUGUUUCCUAACGCACUGUGGGUGGAACUCGAUGUUGGAAGCCAUAACGGCGGGCACGCCCAUGAUUGCUUGGCCUCAGUGGACCGACCAACCCACAAACGCCAAACUGAUUUCCCAUGUGUUUCGUUUGGGGGUUCGGCUCACGCAAGGGAGUGAUGGGUUUGUGGCCACGGAGGAAGUGGAACGGGCCAUUGAACUGGUUUUUGCAGCUGAGGAGUUCAAGAGGAACGCAUCGGAGCUGAAACGAGCCGCGAGAGAGGCGGUGGCUCAAGGUGGCUCGUCGGACCGAAAUAUCCAAUCGUUCGUGGAUGAAAUUAUUGGUGGGAAAAGAACAUCAUGA
Molecule: messenger RNA, 1428 nt
Organism: Sphenostylis stenocarpa
Lineage: Eukaryota; Viridiplantae; Streptophyta; Magnoliopsida; Fabales; Fabaceae
Source: the annotation of a GenBank genome assembly